UGUCCCGGCAGAAGGCCAAUCGCUAUUUGCCUUAUGCAUUACAUGCUCGAAGUCUGAGCUAUCUCAACAGACGUCCAAUGCAUUGACUGGAUACCCUGCCGUGCCCAAGCCCUGACCCAUGUACGGAGGAUAUGGCCGUGGCAUGUAUGGCGGAUAUGGCGGGGGUAUGUACGGGGGCUAUGGUGGAGGCAUGUAUGGCGGCGGCAUGUAUGGAGGCAUGGGAAUGGGCGCUGGCAUGGGAAGCAGCUAUGCCGAAAGCAUGUUCCGCAUGACUCAAAUGCUGGAGAUGAACAGCAUCAUGUUGGAGCAGCUCCAGGAGCACGUCACGAUGACAUUCUACAGGCUUCGAGAUGUGGUUGAAUGGGUGUGGGCCCUGAAGAGCUCGUCUGCAAAAGAGAAAGAACAGUUGACAGAGGAAUCUGAUCCCAACAAGAGAUAUGUAUCCAAAGAGGCAAGGGAUGUGGAGAUGGACAGAAUCAGACGAAGAUGCAAAGCCCUUUUGGCUUUAUUCGGCCUGUUUCUGUUUUUAAUUUUUCGGGACAAUCGGCGGCAGAAGCGGCGUUUGCUCGAUGAGACCAACUGGCUUCAGAUCACACAAAGUAUAGCGCGCCCAGCAUCAUCUGCCAUGGCAGCCGCAUCUGCAGCAAUGAGCAACAUGGGCAUGUCAAAUCCUGGGAUGGCCAACCCUUCAGCGAACAUCAUGAGUUCUAUGCAGGGGAUGAUGCCGUAUGGAAGCAUGUGAGAGUAUCCGCGCACUUGUCCCAAGUCAAUAUCUUCUUUGCCAGAUACAGAUGGCAUGAAGCUGUCUUUGCAGAUGAGAAACAGUUGGCCUUCUAUCCAGCACCUGUACAUAUCUCGCAGCUUGAGAAAGUUAGCCAGCUAGCUGUGCAUUGCUUGCGAGGGCUUGCGUUGAGCACAACAGCUCCAACAUGUCCAAGCUUGAUGCACCACUGUACCUGUCGU
Molecule: messenger RNA, 963 nt
Organism: Effrenium voratum
Lineage: Eukaryota; Dinophyceae; Suessiales; Symbiodiniaceae
Source: the annotation of a GenBank genome assembly